AAUCCCAAAAGAGAAUGAGACGUGGUGGAGGGCAGGAAAUUGUGAGUUUUUAAGAGCCAAUUUCUGGUGCUUCUGUGUGGACCAAGGAGCUGUGUGUUUGUGAAGACGAAAUGUGGGACACAAGGUCUCUGGAGAAGAUGGUGAACAGGACGACUCUGAGCACGCAGAGAGUUCUCCACACACACAUUCUGGAACUAGGAGAACGUCUGAGUCCAUGGUAUUCUCACAACGCAAAAGCAGAUGACCACCUCAACUCUCCUCUAAACUCAGUCAAUCCUUGGCCUGCAAUUGGACGAGAACAGCCUGACGCCUCUGCCGUGGAGGAAUUUCGGCAGUUGGCAGACGAGGAGAAACGUGCUGCCCUUAGACUCCAAGAGGAGAGGCUGCGGACUGGCUUUGAGGAGGCCCUGCGAGCACGAGACAGGCUGGAGGCCGAGAGGAGGCUAGAGCUCCAGGUCGAGCUGCAGGCCCGCUUCAGAGCGCGCUGUGAAGGCCUGAGGGCUCAGAUGGAGGACGAGAAGGUCCAAGCCGUGGGCGAGGCCUGCAUAAGUCUACAAAACAAGCUGCAGAAAGAGGAAGAAGAGACCCGUGAGAGGAUCAUACAGAAUCUACAUCAAGAGAAUCAGGAGUGUCUGAGGAGGUGUGUGCAGGACACCGAGAGAAGAGUUGGUGAGGAGUGUGAUGUGAAGGCAGAAAGAGAGAAACGGGUCCUUCAGGAUAGACACGAAGAGGAGAAAUCUGAGCUGCAAAACAGGCUGCGGCAGCUGCAGGACAGUCUGGAGCAGGCCUGCAGGGAGCGCGUUCAGUAUGAAGCAGAGUUUAAGAAGGUGCAGGCCAGUUACAGGCUGUUUGUGGAUCUGACUGAUUCCUCCCUUCACUCUGAUUACCUCCUGAAGCUGCGCAGGCUGGGCCGAGAGCCGGGGCUCACGGACGCAGCCACACAGACUGAUGAGAUCAGCCCCGAACUGUGAUCUUGUGAUGCCAGAGUUCUCACACCACAGCGCAUGGGUAUUUGACAUGACAUGGCAUAGUUGUCACAGCAGUGUCCUGCAGUUUGAUGUUGCACUUUGUCUAAACCCGUGUUAAGGUUUUCUCUAAAGCUUUUCGUAAAAUCAGUAAUACUACUACUUUCAAAAUGUUAUGAUACACUGCAGGAUUAAGACAACAAAAGCUUAAAGGUGAUUAGAAAUUAUGUAAAAACGUAAAUUAUGGCAAUUUGCAUCUAAAUAUAUACAAUUAUAUUGUCACCGUUUUCUCAGAAAAUGUAUUUCUGAAGGUGCUGUUUACUAGAAAUUUUAUUAAAUGUCAGUAACAACCAAAGUAAUCCAUACAUACAAAGAAAACAAAACAAAUUACUUUAGAAAUGAAGAAAUGUGUAAUAAAAUGAAAUGACACUGGGAAAAAGUAUUGAACACAUGAAGAAAGCAAGGUGUGAAAAGUCAUGGAAAGCCCAGACAGCAGCUGAAAGCUCUCAGUAGUGAUUACCUUUCCUUAACCGGUGUAAAUGAAUAUUAGCUGAAUGUUCCCAACAUCUACACUACCAGAUGAUGAAGAUGAAACCAGGGUGGACAUUUUAGCAAGACAAUGAUCCCAAACACAGCCAAAAAAACUCUCAACGGAUCUCAGAAAAAGAAAAUAAAGCUGCUAGAUUGGCCAAGACAAUCACCUGACCUGAAUUCAGUAGAAAAUAAUAACUAAAGAUCAGAAUUCAUAGAUGAGACCUACAGAGCUGUCAAGAAUUUUACACUAUUGAAGGCUGGGAAAAGUAAUGCAUGCAGAGCAAUGCAUGCAACUUCAUUCUCUAUAGAAGAGCCAUCUUGAAGUUGUCAUUAUCAAAAACAAAGCCUUUCACACAAAGUAUUAUACAUUUCAGUAGUUCAGUACUUUCUCCUUGUCAUUCCAUUCUUAUUACAUAACUAAUUCUCUGUUUUGUUUUUAUUCCUAUAUUUAGAUCAGUUGGGUUUUAACAAAAUCUAGUACAAUUUUAUGUCACCGGGAAACAUCCAGGAAAAAUCAUGAUGUGUUUAAGACUUUUUUUAUUCAUUGUAUAUACACACAUAAAUAAAAUGUAUCCUCUUCCAUUAAGU
Molecule: messenger RNA, 2087 nt
Organism: Danio aesculapii
Lineage: Eukaryota; Metazoa; Chordata; Actinopteri; Cypriniformes; Danionidae
Exons: 6
Coding region: 111-971 (286 amino acids)
Source: RefSeq, a predicted model, not a curated record